Molecule: messenger RNA, 4291 nt
Organism: Monopterus albus (swamp eel)
Lineage: Eukaryota; Metazoa; Chordata; Actinopteri; Synbranchiformes; Synbranchidae
Gene: grm2b
Product: glutamate receptor, metabotropic 2b
Exons: 6
Coding region: 792-3470 (892 amino acids)
Biological process (GO): G protein-coupled receptor signaling pathway
Cellular component (GO): membrane
Molecular function (GO): G protein-coupled receptor activity
Source: RefSeq, a predicted model, not a curated record
GGGAAUGCAAUGGAUGAGCCACUUAAAAAUACCUGUGAGAAAGUAGAAACAGCAUUUGGGAUUUUGAUUAAUGCACCCUGGUCAUUGUUUAUUUUCCUUACUCCUACUAAGCAGAACCUAUUGUGUCUCUGUAAGUUCCGUUGUGUUAUUUUGGAGUAACGUCGUUGCAGCACACCCCAUGUGAAGCCCAGUCAGGUGUGUGAGAGGCGACAGCGCAGCGUCGCACUCAUUAUAGCUGUGUAGCAGCAGAGAGAGCAUGUGUGUGAUCCGAGGGUGCUACAGCAGGAUUUCUCCACUGCGCCCCUUUUUGAUUAACUUUCCAAAUAGAUUGUAAAUAGGAAGCGUAAUGCAAAUAAAUAAAUGUGUCGUUAGAUUCACUUGCCUCUCAGUUCAGCACACAAUAGAAUAAAUCCCUUCAGCCACAUUACUGCCGAUGCUUUUGGACAUAUGAGCACUUAGGCUGUGGCUGGCAGGCACAAGUUGGAGAGCACCGAGGGGAGUUUGUCAGACUUGCCCAUGUGAACAGCACUUCAGAACCAAGGACAGAUCCAAAGCGCUGCCUGGCAAACAUGCUCAAAGUGAGCAACAUCUGGACGCUGCUCAUCACAUGAAGGGCUUCACCUUGUCUGUGGCUGCACAUAUACCGACAACAUACAUCCAGUGCUUCAACCAGGAAAUAUCAAAAAUGCUGCACAUGCUGAGAGACGACUUGAAAGAGAUCCGCUUGCAGACUCUGUGAACCUUUGCUGCUCUCUGCCUCCACCAGCUGAUCCUUCCAAUCUGAUCCUGCCAUGCUGAGUGUAGUGCUCUGGCCCAGGUCUUUGGCCAGUUCUGCCCAUUACUGGCCUCUCCACAUGCUCCUGCUGGAGCUGUUGAUACCUGGAGUUCUGUCCAACAUCUCCAGAUUACCCCCCACGGCCAAACAUGAGAUCAUCAUAGAAGGGGACUUGGUGAUUGGAGGCCUGUUCCCUGUGCAUGAAAAAGGUGAUGGGACGGAGGACUGUGGUAAGAUCAAUGAGGAGAGAGGGAUCCAGAGACUGGAGGCCAUGCUGUUGGCACUUGAUGAGAUUAACUCCAGCGAUCGCAUCCUUCCCGGACUCCAGCUGGGGGCCCACAUCCUAGACACCUGUUCAAAGGACACCUAUGCUCUGGAGCAGUCCCUAGAUUUUGUCAGGGCUUCCCUCACCAAGGUGCAUGAUCCAGGCUUCAUUUGCCCAGAUGGCUCCAGACCCAUCCAAAAUGAGGUUACACUGGCCAUCUCUGGGGUCAUUGGAGGAUCCUACAGUGACGUUUCCAUUCAGGUGGCCAACCUCUUGCGACUGUUCCAGAUCCCUCAGAUCAGCUAUGCCUCCACCAGUGCAAAGCUCAGUGAUAAGACCCGCUAUGAUUACUUUGCCCGCACUGUGCCCCCUGACUUCUACCAGGCCAAGGCUAUGGCAGAGAUCCUACGUUACUUCAACUGGACCUAUGUAUCGACAGUAGCAUCGGAAGGUGACUAUGGUGAGACUGGCAUUGAUGCCUUCCAGCAGGAAGCCCGCACUCGCCAAAUCUGCAUUGCCACCUCAGCCAAGGUGAGCAGGUCUAUGAACCGCCAGGGCUAUGAGAAUGUGAUCCGCUCCUUGCAACAGAAAUCCAAUGCCAAGGUGGUCAUCCUGUUCACCCGCAGUGAAGAUGCCCGUGAGUUGCUGUCGGCAGCCACUCGCAUGAAUGUUACUUUCACCUGGGUGGCCAGUGAUGGGUGGGGAGCACAAGAGAGUGUGGUGAGGGCCAGUGAGACUGCAGCAGAUGGGGCUUUCACCAUAGAGCUGGCCUCAUACCCAAUCAGAGAGUUUGAAGACUACUUCACCAAGCUGAACCCAUACACCAACACAAGGAACCCAUGGUUCAAAGAGUUCUGGGAACACCGGUUUGGCUGCAGCCUCCAGCAACAUGACUGCAGUGAACGCAGCCUGAGAGAUGGAACUUUUGAACCGGAGUCCAAGAUCAUGUUUGUGGUAAAUGCAGUCUAUGCUAUGGCCUAUGCUCUGCACAACAUGAGGCAAGCUGUAUGCUCCAACACAUCCAAGGUCUGUGAUGCCAUGAAACCAGGUAAUGGCAAAAGAUUCUACAAGGAGUUCAUCCUGAAGACCAAGUUUGAAGCUCCAUUCAGACCUGUAGACACAGACAGCAUGGUGCGCUUUGACUCUGUUGGUGACAGCAUCAGCCGCUACAACAUCUUUCAUUACCACAGAGAAGAGGGGAAGUACAUCUACAGGAAGGUUGGCUACUGGGACCAGAUCCUGACCCUAAACACAACCCUAAUACCCUGGCAUGGCCUUGUACCACCUACCUCCCAGUGUAGUGAUCCCUGCAGGAAGAACGAGGUCAAGAGUAUGCAGCCAGGAGAUGUGUGCUGCUGGAUCUGUAUCCCCUGUCAGCCUUACCAGUACCUGCAGGAUGCAUUCACUUGUGCUGACUGCAGCUUUGGUCAGUGGCCUCUAGAUAACUUGACCGGCUGCUAUGAUCUGCCUGAAGAGUAUAUCCGGUGGGAAGAUGCCUGGGCCAUUGGUCCCGUAACCAUUUCCUGCCUUGGAAUACUAUGUACUCUGUCAGUAGUGGGCCUGUUCUUUAAGCACAAUGAGACUCCUGUGGUCAAAGCAAGUGGACGUGAACUCUCCUACAUCCUCUUGCUGGGAGUGCUGAUGUGCUACAGCAUGACUUUCAUCUAUAUCACCAAACCUUCUACAGCUGUUUGCACCCUACGGCGACUAGGCCUGGGCACCUCAUUUGCAGUGUGUUACUCAGCCCUGUUAACCAAGACCAACCGCAUUGCUCGCAUUUUCAGUGGAGUAAAGGAUGGAGCCCAACGUCCGCGUUUCAUCAGCCCAGCCUCCCAGGUAGCAAUCUGCGGUGCUCUGAUCUCCUGCCAGCUGCUGGUGGCCAUUAUAUGGCUGCUGGUGGAGGUGCCAGGGGUUCGGAAGGAGGUGAGCCCAGAGAGGAGAGACGUGGUUACCCUCAAGUGUAACAGCAGGGACUCCAGCAUGCUUAUGUCACUUACCUACAACUGCAUCCUCAUCAUCCUCUGCACUGUCUAUGCCUUCAAGACACGAAAGUGCCCCGAAAACUUCAAUGAGGCCAAGUUCAUUGGGUUCACCAUGUACACCACCUGCAUCAUCUGGCUGGCGUUCCAGCCCAUUUUCUAUGUCACUGCCAGUGACUACAGGGUGCAGACCACCACCAUGUGCAUCUCUGUCAGCCUGAGUGGUUCAGUGGUUCUCGGCUGCCUCUUUGCCCCCAAGAUCCACAUCAUCCUGUUCCAGCCACAGAAAAACGUGGCCACACUCAGAGUGACAGCCAGCCGCUUCAACACCACAGUGUCUGCUUCUGCCUCCGCUCCCAGUUCCAGCUACUCAAAAGGCUCAGCCUCUAACUAUGUGCCAGCAGUGUGCAAUGGCCGCGAGGUGGUGGACUCUACAACAUCCUCAUUGUGAAGAUUUCUCUCUAAGAGACCAUCCUGCCAUCAGUCACCCCGUGUGUGAUGGGGCCCUCAUGCCAUCCGCCAUGCUGCGGAGUGAUAAUUGCCAGGUAGGCUGACUGACAGCAACCAGGGUAACUGUGAAAGCUAUGUGAUUUUCCAACAUCGAGCAGUAUGUAUCAAUUGUAAAGCCUUUUUGUAUAGACUUAAUAUGCUGUGAUCUCCUUGGUUUACAAAUAGAUGUGAUUCAAUGCACUGUGCCUUGUCCUAAAGUCUUGUUGUCAGAUGGGUGGUUGUGAAGCAAUAGUGUUAUACAAAAGGCUUGUAUUUACAGUGCUGUGAAUAUAUCCAAAUGUUUUAGACAAUGACAAAAAAAAAAAAUACUACUGAAUAAAUUUAGCCCUUUAUGUUAAACAAACUAUGACUAACCAUCGUGGGUGUGGUGAAAACUAGGCAACUAGACAAUGUAAAGGACAUGUUAAUGUAGACUGGUCAAAUAGUGUGUGCUUUCUUGUAAUCUAUGUAAAUAAAAUGUUUUGUAAUAUUAAAAGUGGAAUACUGCUUGCAAUUCUUGAAUUUAUUUAAUUUAAAUCCAUCUUUUCAGAGAGUUAGAGCUUUUUGCACAGAUCCCCCCCAACUUACUUUAAAACAUUUUAUUGCAUUCUUUCUUCUAUUUUCACCAGAGUAAAAAAAAACUAAUUUUUUUAAAAAUUUGCAUUAAUACAAAUGCAACUCGUGAUAUUAGCUUGGUAUUUGGGUGCUCACAUCUCCAAGUUAUUACUGUUGUAGCUACUAGUUGAGUGUGUGCAAUUCUUCAUGUACAGCGCUUAUAAAAAA